This is a messenger RNA of Penicillium canariense, 945 nucleotides long. RefSeq lists its product as uncharacterized. The transcript has a single exon. NCBI's taxonomy places the organism in Eukaryota, Fungi, Ascomycota, Eurotiomycetes, Eurotiales, Aspergillaceae. Gene Ontology annotation, molecular function: protein binding. The record is from RefSeq and is a predicted model, not a curated record. The coding region runs from base 1 to 945 and encodes 314 amino acids.
AUGUGUCAUCUAAAUGCGCCUCUGAAGGCUAUCCAAAUAAUACAAACCCCGGAACAGGAUGACAUUGUGCCUCUGAUCUCGGACCUCAUCGCGAUGGGAAUGACUGUCGAAUUGCAGGCACUACUGCCAAAACUCAAGCUACCUUCCCCAUGGGGAGCUCUUACCAAAGAAGCAGCAUUCUGUGGAAAACUAGAGAUUUUCCAACUCCUUUGGGAGCGAUUAAAACGCCAUAAUACGCAACGGAGCGAACAAUAUUAUGUUAUCUCAUGUGCUUGUGAGUCAAUCAGGGGCGAGAAUAUCGAAGUUCUGGAGUACCUAGCUCCUAAAGUCCAAAUCGAACCAAGAUAUCAUUUGAGGGAAGGAGUGGAUUACAUGAAACUCGGUGCGAAUUCAGAGUCGUCGCUAGUCUUCGAUAUAUGGAAGAAGAAAGCAGGUGAUUUCGAAUCUCACUGUCUUAUUUAUGAGAGCUUACUCGGAAGUUUGACGGAGUCUGCUAAGCAAGAGCGCUUUGCAGACCUAUUGGAAGAAAACGUGACUUGUGGCCGUCUCUCGCGACAUCAGCUAAGCCUUGCAUUGAGGCGGAUAGCCUCAACGACCUGCGCUCCUUCAAUAGCACGCGUAUUGCUCAAGAAUGGGGCAGUUGUGGAUUACAAGACCAAGAGCACGAAGGGAAGUGAACUUAUCAGGACCCCAUUAUUGAUGGCAGCAGGCAAGAACACGAAAGCAGGAGCCGAGCUGAUGAAAGUUCUGCUUCUCGCGGGUGCAGAUCCGAAUGCAUCUUAUCGACCAAAGAAGGACGGGGGGCCUAAAUCUGUGAGCAUGGAGAUUGGAGCCAAAAGUAUCUCGAAGUGGCUACCGUUUAGCUGGAAUGAGCUUGUUGAAUGGACAGCGGCGGAGCGAUCGAAUAAUUUGCAAGCCAAGGGCACCCGUCCUAUCGACUCAUAA